AUGGUUGUAGACCAGGACGAUGAUCUGGAUAGAACCAGUGGUGCCUAUGUGCUCCCCUCGAGCGAACCAAGUAUGGUGACCAAGAAGGCAGAGGUUGAGCUCAACGGCGUUGCGAAGACCCUCCUCGUCACUCUUGUUGCCCGAGCCUAUGAUUUCUCCACGCCUCAACCCAUUUUCGGUGAUCCAUACGCUCAAGACGUGUUGGAGCGCCUUGACUUCGAUGUCACCGCAAUGACUAUGACUCCUAACCAAAUGGUGACCAUCGCUGUCCGAACGAGGCAAUUUGACCGCUGGACUUCGGACUUCCUCCAACAAAAUCCUAACACUACUGUUCUGCAUCUGGCAUGUGGCCUCGAUAGCCGGAUGGACCGUGUGAAAUGGGGCAAAAACACUCGGUGGGUUGACAUUGACCUUCCAGAGGUCAUUGCGCUUCGCAGACAGGUUCAAUCUACAUCCUUCCCUAGUCACGAUUACUCUCUCCUCGGAGUUGACGUCCUGAAUGAGGAUUGGAUACAUGAAAUUUCCACUGAUGGGUCGGUGCUUGUCGUGAUGGAGGGAUUCCUGCCCUAUCUGCCUGAAGACAAUGUGAGACGACUGAUACAACGAGUGUGUGAAAGCUUCCGCCAGGGGGAACUACUUUUUGACUGCAUUAAUUCUGCUACUCUACAAAGCCUCAAUGAAAGAACGCCAAUACAGUCCAUUCGCAGCACCGGCACCGAGUUUCGUUCCUCUGUGGACGAUCCCAAGAUGCUAGAGCUCGUCCAUCCUGAUUUGAAAUUGGCUGAAUCGAUUCGUCUCCCAGAAGCUCCAGGGGUUGAACAGUUCCCUCUUGACUUUCGUGCGCUGAUGUAUUUACGUUCUUGGGUGCCUGGGGUACGGGACAGCGCAAGGUUCCUGCGCUUCCAAUUUGGCGAAAUUGGCGCCGUUCCAGAUUAA
Messenger RNA from Aspergillus pseudonomiae, 936 nucleotides. RefSeq names its product class I SAM-dependent methyltransferase. Lineage: Eukaryota; Fungi; Ascomycota; Eurotiomycetes; Eurotiales; Aspergillaceae. Gene Ontology annotation, molecular function: methyltransferase activity. The coding region runs from base 1 to 936 and encodes 311 amino acids. The record is from RefSeq and is a predicted model, not a curated record. The transcript has a single exon. Gene Ontology annotation, biological process: methylation.